AUGCCUCAAUAUUAUAAAAAUGAAACUGAACAUGGAGAUAUGUUUAAACUUUAUCUUUCCCAUAUUAUUCAGAAGCCAAUACAACCAGUAACUUUGAAGAAAAAAUCAUCAACAACAAAAGGAAUUUGUCCAACAACUGAUGGAGUCAUACCUUUUGUGUUGAAUAUUGGUGAAGCAGAACUUGCUUGGCAUUGUUUAGAACUUAUUGAUGCUGAAAAAGAGUUGCAAGAUUAUGGAUUGCCAACACUAUUGCUUUCUCUGGCAGGCCCACAUUUAUGGGUUUUUGUAUUCAUUCAACUGGAUGGAGAAUUUGUCUUUCAACCACUUAAUGUUACAAUGUUCCAAUUGCACAACACUACAUACAAUGUCUAUGCACACAAACUCUGUGCUAAACAUAAACUUGCACCUAGGUUGCUGUACUAUAAUAAUCAAGAUGUAGCAUACAUGGGAUACCAUAUGGUUAUUAUGGAGUAUGUAGAAGCAAAAACAUUGUUCAUGGCCAAAGAUGAUUUGAACAUUGAAUACAAAAAAAAAGUUUUCAAAGAUAUUGCAGAGGCAAAAAGGUUACUGCACAAAAAUCAAUUGGUAUUUGGUGAUCUAAGAUCAACAAACAUUCUUGUGACUGACAUGGAGUCUUCAUCUCCUCAGGGGAUGUUGAUAGAUUUUGACUGGGGUGGAAAAGAAGGUGAAGCAUGGUAUCCAACUCUCCAGAAUACAAGAGAUAUUAUAUGGCCCAUAGAGGUUGAAUAUGGAUUAUGUGAAUUGAAGGAUGUGUUGCAACCUGAACAAUAUGGCAAAAAAUGUGGUUUUCCUGUUGUUGAUUAUGCUGAAGAAUUUAAGGUUAAAGCUAUAGAUUACAACAAUAAUUAA
Messenger RNA from Entrophospora candida, 870 nucleotides. The record is from the annotation of a GenBank genome assembly. NCBI's taxonomy places the organism in Eukaryota, Fungi, Glomeromycota, Glomeromycetes, Entrophosporales, Entrophosporaceae.